CCAGAGUAGGCUAGUGCGUGUAUAUGAAGAGCCCAAGAGCCUCUUCACCAACACAUCCGACCUAGCUAGCAACAUACAGAUACGUACGUCGAGUGAGCCAAGGGAGGACGAAGCAUGGACAAGAACGGCGGCGUCAAGGUCACCUACAUCGAGACGCUGUUCGUCACCUCCGACGCCACCAGCUUCAAGGGCCUCGUGCAGCGCCUCACCGGAAGGUCCGGCGCCGCGCCCGUCCCGGCCGCUCUGCACAGGCCGCAGCCACCCCGCGCCGGCGCCGGCGCCGGCGCCGACUCCGGGAGGAGCGCUGCUGCGCCGCAAGCUGGUUAUUACUCAGUGGCGCCACCGUGCCUGGAGGACCUGCACGAGAUGGGCGACUUCUCCGACCUGCUCUACGCCACUGCCAGCGAACGGCGCCAUGGGCACAAUGGCGGCUACAGCGAAUUCCCAUAUUGAUCGACGGCCAUCAGCGAUUUCAUUUUUAGAAUAGUGUGUCGUCUGUACUUCUACCCAUGUUAGAGAAUAUAUAUAUAAUCUUUUUUGUAAAUUUUGGAACUAAGCGAUAUUUUUGGUUUUGAUGAAAUACUCUCCCAGUCUGAAACUGGAGUGC
Molecule: messenger RNA, 607 nt
Organism: Phragmites australis (common reed)
Lineage: Eukaryota; Viridiplantae; Streptophyta; Magnoliopsida; Poales; Poaceae
Exons: 1
Coding region: 115-453 (112 amino acids)
Source: RefSeq, a predicted model, not a curated record